CAUCUCUAUCACCUUCUUGCUCUAAACUAUUGCACCACAAUGCUACUUCAUGCUUUCAUUUCUUCUCUCUUCUUUUAUCCCCACAUAGCAUUCUCUACCAGUGACCUUCGCUUUCAGAAUUGCGGUUCUACCAAUAACUACACAACGAAUUCGAUCUUCUCCACCAACCUCUUCCAAGCACUCGACAAUCUCAGUAAGUACACCGCCUUAACCGGUUAUAAUGCCACCACCACAGGCAACUUAACUGGAGAAUCAGUGACUGCGCUCGCUCUUUGUCGCGGUGGCUUAGCCCCAUCAGGCUGCCAAAACUGUAUCACCGAUGCCUUGUCGGGUAUUCAAGCUGCAUGUCCAAAUCAAACAGCAGCCCAAGUUUGGUUUGACAACUGCACUAUCAGGUAUUCUGGCAAGAAAUUCCUAAACAAGGUAGAUGAUUCGGUCAUCGUCAAUUUCGGUGACUGGCGCCUCGGUCCUGAUCCAGAUUCUUUUAAAGAAAGUGCCCUAUUAUUAGUCCAAACUCUAUCAUCACAAGCUGCUGUAGCAGAGAAGAAAUAUUCAGUGGGGAGAACCAAUAUAACACACAACUUGAUGCUUUAUGGCUAUGUUGAUUGCACUCGUGAUCUUGACAACACAGGUUGCACAAAAUGUGUUCUGACCGCAAUAGACGCGAUAAAGUUAAGUUGUUUGUCAAAAUGGUUUUGUUGGAUCUUGACUCCCAGCUGUAAUGUCCAAUUCAAUGUGGAUCCAGUGCACCAGGACUGGCCUAAUGCCCCGUUUGUCAGCAGUUUUAUGUUAAUGGCGCCACCACCUGCAACCCUAACAGUUAAUAGUACUCGAGGUGGUAGAGGCAAGGGAUUGAAGAUCAAAGUUUCCGUUGGGGUGGUUACGACAGUUAUUCUGGCGGUUGGGAUUCUUGUUAUGAAGGCAAGGAAGAGAGGGAUGAGAAUGGACCCCAAAAGCCGUGGCAAUGAAAUUGAAGAAGCUGAGGAGUUGAUGAAGAGAGGAGGAGUAGGGAUGAGAAAGUUUAUGUAUGAUUUACAUCAGCUGGUUGUUGCAACCGAUAAUUUUUCUACAUCUAAUCGGCUGGGUAGGGGAGGAUUUGGUAUCGUUUACAAGGUAAUUUUGAUCUUUUUUUUGCCUGACACAAUUUAA
Molecule: messenger RNA, 1149 nt
Organism: Ilex paraguariensis (yerba mate)
Lineage: Eukaryota; Viridiplantae; Streptophyta; Magnoliopsida; Aquifoliales; Aquifoliaceae
Source: the annotation of a GenBank genome assembly